Molecule: messenger RNA, 1620 nt
Organism: Penicillium cataractarum
Lineage: Eukaryota; Fungi; Ascomycota; Eurotiomycetes; Eurotiales; Aspergillaceae
Product: MFS general substrate transporter
Exons: 5
Coding region: 1-1620 (539 amino acids)
Biological process (GO): transmembrane transport
Cellular component (GO): membrane
Molecular function (GO): transmembrane transporter activity
Source: RefSeq, a predicted model, not a curated record
AUGUCGCUAUCCAACGCCGAGAAAGGAUGUGUUGACAUGGUGGAGGACGUCGGCCCCGUGGGCAAAUCACCUGGUGACGACGUUCUGGUCUCUGCCGAUGGAAGAAUCCAACUGCUACCAGUCCCUAGCAAGGACCCAAACGAUCCGCUGAACUUUUCCUUCAAGGCUAAAUUGGGGAUCAUUGUCAGUUGUUGCUGGUUUUCUAUCAUGUCCUUGUCUGUGGUCGGGGGCCUAGGAUCCAUCUUGACUAUCUUUAUUGAUCUCUAUGCUAAGGAGGGAGUUGAUGCAACCAGAGUGGGCUGGCUUACCACCUUUCCCUCCCUAUUCAUCGGCAUAGGAAAUUAUUUCAUCUUACCGCUGGGGCUGGCUUUCGGUAGACGCCCCGUCACUCUUGCUGCAAUUAUUGUGCUUCUAGCUGCAACAAUUGGCUGUGCUCUUUCACAAAACUACACGCAGCACUUUGCCUUGCGAAUCAUCCAAGGUCUGGCCACUGGUGCCACAGAGUCACUUCUCCCGCUAAUCCUUGCCGAGGUGACAUUCGUGCACCAACGAGGCAAGAUCUACGGCUUAUACUGGUCGACACAGAAUAUCAUCAAUAGCUGUUUCAACAUCGCCAGCUCUUAUGAAGCGGCUGCUCUGGGCUGGCGCUGGUAUUACUGGAUCUUCGUGAUCACCGUUGGUGUCGGUGGUUUGAUCACGUUCUUUACUUGUUUUGAGACCGCCUACUCUCGCUCUAUCCAGAUCGUUGACGGGAACGUCGUCACCACUGACGAAUAUGGUGUGACUCGUGUUCUAACACGCGAAGAAGCGCAAACAUAUAUCACGGCCAAUGCAAGAGUUGAAGGUGAUCAGAAUGGUCAAUCCGAGGAUUCGAUCCCUAAGAAAACCUAUCUGGAGCUACUCAAGCCUUGGUCAGGAGUGAAGAAUCCUCCCUUCAAGACUAUGCUGGAUUCUUGGUGGCGAAUGUUACUGUGUUUGACAUCCCCAGGCAUCAUAUAUGCCACUUUGCUUUCGUCCGCUGUCCUUGCCGCUGCGAUUGGCAUGGGACUGACUUACGACAAUGUGCUGCAGAGUUACGGGUGGCAAGCCAAGAAUGUUGGUCUCAUUAACCUUGGUGGCGUAUUUGGUAGCUUUGGCGGUCUCCUUUACGGUGGAAUUUUUGGUGAUUGGUUCGUUAUUAAAGUGGCCAAGAGGUGCGGUGGUGCUCAUACCCCGGAACAUCGUCUUCUGCUAUUGAUUGGCCCCGGUGUUAUCACUGUUUUCACGCUCCUACUUUAUGGUUUUACUGCUGGUGGCGGAUCUACCUGGGGUGGUCCGUACAUGGCCUGGGCAAUCUUCGAAGUAGCCUUUGUUGCGGUACUCAUUAUCUCAACGACCUUUGCUGCUGAGGCAUGGGAUCACAAUGCUGGUCCUGCCUUGGUCAUCGUUGUUGGGACAAAGAACCUGGUCUCCUUCGGCAUUGCUUACGCUCUCAUCCCGAUGGUCACCAAGUAUAGCUACGCUGCAGGCAUGGGAAUGCUAGCUGGUGUUUCUGCAUUUAUUUUCCUGCUCGGUAUUCCCGUCUACUAUCUCAACCCCGUGUGGCGGCGAUAUAUGGAGAAAAAGGUCAAGCCAUCCUAA